AUGGCGACGGUGCCACCACCCGGGCGCAUCACCCGGGUUCUCAUAGCCAACCGGGGUGAGAUCGCCGUGCGCAUCAUCAAGACGCUGCGCAAGAUGAACAUCCAAGCCGUUGCCAUCUACGCCGACGCCGACGCUCAGUCCGCCCACGUCCGCGACGCAGAUAUCGCGCUGCGGCUCUCAGGGCGCACCGUCGCCGAGACAUACCUCAACACCGACCAGGUCCUGGCACUGGCGAAGUCCGUGUCCGCCGACGCCAUCAUCCCCGGCUACGGGUUCCUGUCCGAGAGCGCCGAGUUCGCCGCGAGGGUCGACACCGAGGGCAUGGUCUGGGUCGGCCCGACACCCGCGCAGAUGUCCGAGCUGGGCCUCAAGCACCGCGCCCGCUCCAUAGCCGCCGAGGCCGGCGUCCCAGUCGUGCCUGGGAGCAGCGGGCUCGUCGCCUCGGUCGAGGACGCACUGCGCGAGGCGCGGCGGGUAGGGUUCCCGCUCAUGCUCAAGAGCAGCGCCGGAGGGGGUGGGAUCGGGAUCCGGCGCUGCGAAGACGCCCGAGAGCUCGAGGAGGCGCUGAAGAGCGUGCGGCGACUCGCGGCGGCCAGUUUCGGCGAUAGUUCCGUCUUCCUGGAGCGUUACAUCGCGAAAGCUCUUCACGUCGAGGUUCAGAUCCUCGGAGACGGUACCGGCCGUGUCAUAACUGCUGGCGACCGAGAUUGCUCUCUGCAGCGGCGCCACCAGAAGUUGCUAGAGGAGAGCCCUGCUCUGAUGGUCCCGGCCACGAUGAGGGCGCAGAUGAGAGACGCCGCAGUCCGGCUCGCGUCGGCCGUCAAGUAUCGGAAUGUGGGAACCGUCGAGUUCAUAUAUGAUUUGGACGCUCAAUACUUUUACUUUCUCGAAGUGAACACCCGUCUGCAAGUCGAGCACACCAUCACCGAGGCAGUCACGGGGCUUGAUCUUGUCGAGGCCAUGUUAGAGAUUGCUGAGGACGGAGGCCAGCAGCUUUUUCAGAGAUACCCCAACGGCAUCGUGCCCAUGAUGGGUGUCGCCAUCGAGGUGAGGCUGUACGCAGAGGACCCGCUGCAGAAUUUCCACCCGUGCGCCGGCCGCAUCCUCGAACUCGAGUUGCCCCCAGAUCUACGCGUCGACACGUGGGUUUCCUGCGGUACAGAAGUGACGACCUCGUAUGACCCAAUGCUGGCAAAGCUGAUUGCGAAGGGGAGUAACCGCCGUGAGGCAGUCGCAAGACUGUGUGAGGGUCUUGAUGCGACCCGGAUCGUCGGGAUCGAGACCAACCUCGACUAUUUGCGGCAGUUGACCGCUGCUCCCUUUUUUCAGUCCGGCUAUUACACGACUAAGUCGUUGGAUAUUUUCCGCUUCACCUCAUCGUCAUUUAGGGUGGGAGAGCCUGGCAGUCUGACGACCAUCCAAGAUUGGCCAGGGCGAAUGGGAUACUGGAACGUCGGUGUUCCCCCUUGUGGUCCUAUCGACGACCUGUCCUUCAGAAUUGCGAAUCGCCUCGUCGGCAACCAUGAGAGCUGUGCUGGGCUCGAGUGUUAUAUCAAGGGCCCGUCUCUCACUUUCCACUGUGAUGCCCUCGUUGCUGUAGUGGGCGCCUUGACCGCAGUCCACAUCGACAAGCAACGCGCGCCUAUGAACCAGGCUGUCCGUAUUCAAGCCGGUAGUACCCUGACUUCCGGGUUGGUCGAGUCGGGCUCUCGUUUCUAUAUCGCUGUCCGUGGCGGCAUCGACGUCCCCCUUGUUAUGGGUAGUCGGGCCACUUUCGAGCUUGGCCAAAUGGGAGGCUCAGCCGGCCGCAAGCUGCAGCGCGGAGAUCUCAUCCGUCUGGGGGACUCGUCCGAGUUCGCAGCUACUAAGGACGAGGCUCUUCUUGUCGCGCCGGCUGUGCCAGUCCCGCUACAGCCAAAGACAGAAUGGACGAUAGGUGUAGUACCAGGCCCGCAUAGUGCACCGGACUUCUUCACCGUGGAGGGCCUUGCUUCCCUCUUUGACAGCGCAUGGACUGUUCACUACAACAGCAACCGACUCGGCAUUCGUCUGAAGGGGCCGAGACCCCAGUGGGCACGACAGGACGGCGGCGGAGCUGGCUUGCACCCAUCCAACAUCCACGACAGUCCGUACUCGAUUGGAAGCGUAAGCUUCACUGGCGACGAGGCGGUCGUUCUGACGUGUGACGGCCCCAGUCUUGGUGGUUUCGUCGUUUUCAGUGUUGUGGCCUCGGCAGAGAUGUGGAAGCUGGGCCAGGUCAGACCGGGAGACACCAUCCGGCUUCAGCCCAUCAACGUCGAGAAAGCUUCCGAACUGAACGCCAAGCUCACCCGUGCUAUCAAGGAUCUCGCUCCUCUGCCGAGGUUGGAAAGGCCGGGUGUUGGGCCCAUUACCAGUAUGCCUGAUGCGACAGUGCUGGGUGUGAUUCACCACAAUGAGCAGCGAAUCCUGGUCCGACAGGCAGGCGACUGUGCUGUGCUCUUGGAUUUUGGUGAUUCCAGCGGGUUCAGACUCCGCCAGAGCUUUGAAAUCCUGGUCUUCGGCCAGCACCACCAGACGCAGAAGGCCAUACCCGGCGUUGAAGAGCUCACACCCGGCGUCUGUGCUCUGCACGUGAGGUACGCCCCUGGCACCGCGCCCCGGACCAUCCUGGACCGCCUCGCCCUACACGUGCAGUCCUAUGCCGUCCCUGAGCAAGUGCCAUCCCGUCGUGUCCAACUCCCGCUUGCCUUCGACGACACUGUCACUCGAGCGGCCGUCGAGCGGUAUGCAGCCACGAUCCGCGCCAGCGCACCAUGGCUUCCCAGCAACAUCGACUUCCUCACGCAGCUCAACGGGGUCGACCGGGCUGACCUACGAGGCAUCCUGGAGACCUCGGACUUCCUGGUUCUGGGCCUCGGCGACGUGUAUCUCGGCUCGCCGUGCGCUGUGCCACUGGACCCCCGUCAUCGACUCUUUGGGACCAAGUAUAACCCCUCAAGGACCUUCACUCCAAGAGGAGCCGUCGGUAUCGGGGGGCAGUACAUGUGCAUUUAUGCGGCCGACUCCCCCGGCGGCUAUCAGCUGGUAGGACGAACCAUCGACAACAUUUGGGACCCUUCCGCCGCCGUGGGUACCACCAAGGGCACCUUGCAGCAGCAGCAGCAGCAGCAGCAGCAAUUCAUGUUCAAGAUCUUCGACCAGAUCAAUUUCUACGCCAUCACCGAGGCCGAGCUCGACGGCGCCCAGGCGUCCGGGACCCAAGGGGAUCUGGUGCGCGUCGAGGACGGCGUGCUGGAUCUCGCCGCGCACGAGGCCUGGGCGGAUUCCAACCGCGAGGAUAUCGCCGCGACGGCCGCGGGGGGGGCCCGGGCGAUAGAGGCGGCUCCCUUUCUUGGCGAGCUGACCGAGCCCCGCGAGGCCGCCGAGGACGUGGUCGGCGGAGGCGGGUGGCCGGGGGCGGAGGAGGAAGGCGAGGCAGGCGAGGAGGAUGGGUGUAACAGGGUCAAGGCCGGGAUUCCGGGGCGCUGCUGGAGGCUCUUGGUCAAGGAGGGUGACAGAGUACAGGCCGGCUCGGUACUGGCCUACCUCGAGUCGUGCAAGAUGGAGGUCAAGAUCCCGAGUCCUGUGGAUGGUGUCUGUUUGAAGGCGCGUGUGAAGGAAGGCGCUGUGGUCGACGCCCACGAUACCCUGGUAGUAAUUCGACCUGACCCAAAAGAAGAGCCGCACGACAUCUGA
Messenger RNA from Diaporthe citri, 3717 nucleotides. RefSeq lists its product as uncharacterized. The transcript has 3 exons. Gene Ontology annotation, molecular function: methylcrotonoyl-CoA carboxylase activity; ATP binding; metal ion binding. Lineage: Eukaryota; Fungi; Ascomycota; Sordariomycetes; Diaporthales; Diaporthaceae. Gene Ontology annotation, cellular component: mitochondrion. The coding region runs from base 1 to 3717 and encodes 1238 amino acids. The record is from RefSeq and is a predicted model, not a curated record.